Molecule: messenger RNA, 1236 nt
Organism: Acanthosepion pharaonis
Lineage: Eukaryota; Metazoa; Mollusca; Cephalopoda; Sepiida; Sepiidae
Source: the annotation of a GenBank genome assembly
AUGCAUGCGAGGGUAAAUUACCAUAACAUUCUUCUUUUUUUUCUUUUUCUUCCUCCUUCUCCUGCUUCUCUUUCUUCUUCUUCUUCUUCUUCUUCUUCUUCUUCUUCUUCUUCUUCUUCUUCUUCUUCUUCAUCAUUCUCCUCCUUCUUUGUUGUGGCCUUCAAUACAGGUCAGUUUGCUUGCCUCGAGAAUACACCCGGACUAUCCGCUUCACGACCACGGUCUUGUUCACCCAGUGUCUUGUGUUCAUGUCUCGAUCAAAUACCGGCGUCUUGUCUUCAUGUCUCGACCAAAUACCGAGGUAUGUGUUCAUGUCUCGACCAAAUACCGGCGUCUUGUCUUCAUGUCUCGAUCAAAUACCGGCGUCUUGUCUUCAUGUCUCGACCAAAUAGCGGCGUCUUGUCUUUAUGUCUCGAUCAAAUACCGGCCCCUUGUGUUCAUGUCUCGAUCAAAUACCGGCAUAUUGUCGUCAUGCUAUAUAUAUAUGUAGACCAUUUCAGAAAUUGCCGUCCUUGUCUCUAUGCCCACAUUAUCUAUCUAUCUAUCUAUCUAUCUAUCUAUCUAUCUAUCUAUCUAUCUUUAUAUAUAUAUAUAUAUAUCUCCAUUCUGUUCGUAUCUAUCUUUAAUAUGCUCGUAUCUAUCUAUCUAUCUAUCUAUCUAUGUCCAUUCUGUUCGUAUCUAUCUCUAAUCUGCUUGUAUCUAUCUAUCUAUCCUUCUAUCUAUCUAUUUAUCUAUCUAUUUCCAUUCUGUUCCUAUCUAUCUAUCCUUAUUCUCUUUGUAUCUAUCUAUCUAAAUUAUAUUCCUAGUACUUUUGACAAUCAUUGCUCGUUUACAAGAAAACAUUACGUCUCUCUCUCUCUCUCUCUCUCUCUCUCUCUCUCUCUCUCUCUCUUAACCCUAACCCUCUCUCUGUUUCUUACUCUCUGUUUCUUGCUCUCUCUGUUUCUCUCUGCUUCUCACUCUCUCUAUGUUUCUCUCUCUGUGUUUCUCUCUCUCUCUGUUUCUCUAUCUCUCUCUCUGUUUCUCUAUCUCUCUCUGUUUCUCUCUCUCUUUCUCUCUCUCUCUCUCUGUUUCCCACUCUCUUUCUCUCUGUCUCUCUCUCUUUUCUCUCUCUCCGUUUCUCUCUCUCUCUCUAUGUUUCUCUCUCUCCGUUUCCUCUCUCUCUCUCUGUUUCUCUCUCUCGCACACACAUACCAGCACACACACACGCACACACGCAUAGUUCCUGAAGAUUGA